Penicilliopsis zonata CBS 506.65 is the source of this 2711-nucleotide messenger RNA. RefSeq lists its product as hypothetical. The record is from RefSeq and is a predicted model, not a curated record. NCBI's taxonomy places the organism in Eukaryota, Fungi, Ascomycota, Eurotiomycetes, Eurotiales, Aspergillaceae. Gene Ontology annotation, biological process: endoplasmic reticulum to Golgi vesicle-mediated transport; retrograde vesicle-mediated transport, Golgi to endoplasmic reticulum; regulation of ER to Golgi vesicle-mediated transport. The coding region runs from base 115 to 2610 and encodes 831 amino acids. Gene Ontology annotation, cellular component: Dsl1/NZR complex. The transcript is spliced from 5 exons.
GAGGCGGAGUUGGCAGUGUCUGGAACGCGAGCUCCACAUGCCACCGCUUAAGCUCUUACUGUCACUAAGCGGAGAUCACAACACAUUGCGCUUCACUCCCCCGCGGCAACCAUCAUGGCGACCUCCGCAGCAAGUCUGUCUGCAGAUGAACGGGCCCGAGCAGAAGAUUAUUUGAACGAUAAGAUCCAGGUAUCUGCAGACUUGGAGAAUUUGGAUGCGUUGCUCUCAAGCUUGCGUGCUCAACAUGAGCUUCAACAGAAGCAGUUAUCAGAAGCCCAGAAAGUGCUUUCCGAUGCCACAAAAGCGCGCGAUGACCAUGUCGAGGCCUUGCGGCAGCGAGCCGAAACGUUCAACGAGCAACAAGCGGACAUCGACCAACGGUUGAAGGAAAUUACCCAGUCCGAAACGAGUGAUCAGGCAGUGCAGAAGUUUGAAACAAGUAUGGAGAAAUUGCAAAAGCUGGAAAUUUCGACAGGUUAUGUCGAGCUUCUCCAAGAGGUGGAAGAGUUGAGCAAGGAAUCAUUGCAGAUUAUCGAAUCUACCCCACUUCUGGCUCUAAAGCCAUAUGCCCGACUGAGGGAUAUUGUCCUCGCCUUGCGAAAUGCUCAGCCUGCUGCCGAGGGCGCGGCUCCUCACCUGAUCGACCAUGCCGAACAGUUGGCAUUGGCAUUGAAGAAGCAAAUAAAAGACAAUUUCAACGGACGUCUCCAAAGUACGCUUGAGAAAAUGAAGUGGCCAUCAAAGAGUCUUGUUCUUACAGAUGACUUGAUCGCGGAGUGGACGAACCAUGUUGAGUUACUUCUGGAAUUGCAGAUACCCGAGCUUGAGCAACGGGGUUCUGGUCCUGAAUCCCCGGCUGUAUCUCCUCCUAUUCUCUUCCCCCUCGAGGUGAUGGUCCAUCCACUUGAGCUUCGGUUCAAGUACCAUUUCAGCGGUGACAAACCAACGAACAAACUUGACAAGCCUGAAUAUUUCUUAUCACAUAUCCUGGACCUGGUUAACAAUGAGAGUGGUUUCUUUGCGCAAUACCUUCAGCCUAUUUUAGAUAAAAAGUCUCAAGCCGUGAAACCUGAACUGGCAUGGAACUUUUUUGAUGCUUCUCAUGCAUUUAUUACGGCGCUGUUGCCAAUUAUCAGGAGCAAAAUAAGCACAUUUCUUCCUCAGAUUUCAAAUUAUCCUCAACUUCUCAGUCACUUUGUUCACGAGGUGAUGAAGUUCGACAACGAGAUCUGUGAGACAUGGAAUUAUUUGCCAGACCCAUACAGUAACGAUAGAUGGGAGGGAAUGGCCUGGGAGGUCUUGACCAACCAGGGCUGGUUUGAUCGUUGGCUCCAGGUCGAGAAGGAUUUCGCCUUGGCUAGGUACAAGGAAAUUAUCGACGCCGCAGACAGUGGCCAUAUCGAUUAUGACGGUGUUGAGCAUGUGGCUUCUAAGCCCACAAAAGCCGCGAUUCGUGUCAACGACCUCCUUGAAACGAUCACAGAGCGUUACCAACCACUGACGUCUUUUGGCCAAAAGUUACGAUUCCUCAUUGACAUUCAAAUCACCAUUUUCGAUCAGUUCCAUGAACGCUUGCACUCCGCUUUGGAAGCGUACCUCGCGAUGACCUCGGCCCUUGGCCGCACUGUGCAGGGUGCUGACGGCCAAGCCAGCGUGGAAGGCGUUGCCGGCCUAGAGCGCCUGUGUCGGGUCUUUGGCAGCGCAGAAUACCUUGAGAAGAAAAUGCAAGACUGGAGCAACGAUGUGUUUUUCGUGGAGCUCUGGUCGGAACUUCAGGAACGGGUUCGACAAAAUAAAGACAACGGCCAGAACGUCGCGGGUACCAUGUCAGUCGCGGAUGUAGCGUCACGCACUUCCCAAGCUGUAGCAGAAAACCAUGCUCAUGGGAAGGACUCAAAGUCCGAGGGUGCUCUUUUCGACGAGACAGCAUCUGCAUACAGUCGACUGCGGCUCCGGUCAGAAGCCAUUAUCACAUCCACGCUAAUAUCCAACACGAUCUCUGCGCUCAAGCCAUACUCUCGGACGGCCACAUGGGCGACUUUAUCGGCGAGUUCCUCCUCGCCAGAAACUCUUAUCCCGCCUUCUGCAGAUCUCGCGGCAGCAACACGGACUUUGUCCACGAACAUCGCCUUCCUCUCCCGCGCCUUAGGUAUCGCCCCCUUACGACGCAUCGUCCGCCAGCUCCUCCUCUCUAUUCAGAGCUUUAUCUGGGACAACGUUCUCUCGCGACACUCUUUCUCUGAUGCGGGCGCUUCCCAAAUGACCAGUGACAUCAAUCAUCUCUGCGACGUUAUCGAUAUGGCUGUUGGGCACGCCGGCCGCCGCGGCGACUCGGAACGAGGAAUGAAGAAGCUCUAUGAGGGCCUCGUGCUGCUGUCUCUCAGCGCCCACACGACUGACAGCAAGCUCCCCGGUGAAACAGGCGAGGGUCAACAACAGCCUCUAGAGACUGGCGAAGAGGCUCAACUGUCGCUGUGGGAGGUGGAGAAGAGGCUUUUCAAAGACAACGAGAGCGCUAGAGCCGUGCUCGCGGAACUCAAAAUCGAGAUUCUCACGGAAGCAGAGUCCCGGACGGUGGUGGAAAGAAGAGUGGAAAUUGGAAGUCAAUGAUUAUGCUGGUCUAUAUACUCGGGCGAGGCUUUACGGCCUGUACCUUAACUAUCAACUAGGAAAAGUUAAUUCAAGGGCAUACUUAUACAGCCGAGUUCUAG